This is a messenger RNA of Vigna unguiculata (cowpea), 1635 nucleotides long. NCBI's taxonomy places the organism in Eukaryota, Viridiplantae, Streptophyta, Magnoliopsida, Fabales, Fabaceae. The record is from RefSeq and is a predicted model, not a curated record.
AUGACCACAACUGAUAUGAACAAGACCUCCUUCAUCACAGACGACGCCAACUACUUUUACAAAGUUAUGCCAUUCGGUCUCAGAAACGCAAGAGCAACUUAUCAACGAUUGAUGGAUAAAGUUUUCAGCCAUAUAAUGGGCAAAUGUGUCGAAGUGUACGUCGCCGACAUGGUUGUCAAAUACCUGUGUCAUCACCAGCACGCUCAAGACUUAUCCGUAGUGUUUUCCGCGUUACGGCAGUACAACCUCCGCCUCAAUCUCAAAAAAUGCAUCUUCGACAUCGAUCGUGGAUCCAGAAACCAGAUACCAAAUGAUGGAGAAACUGGCCCUAUCCCUAGUACACGCAUCGUGACACCUACGCCCCUAUUUCCAAAACCACAACAUCAUCGUCAUAACCGAUACCCCAUCCAGAAGAUACUCCAAAAGCCAAACCUUACUGGCCGUAUGUCGUCCUGGGCCGUAGAACUAUUCGAGUUCAAUAUCCGUUAUGAACCCUACGACCCCAUCAAAGCUCAAUGCCUCCUCGACUUCGUCAACGACCUGCAACACGCCCCCGAAGAAGACCAAUGGACAUUUUAUGUUGAUGGUUCUUCGAAUCCAAAGGAGGUAGGUGCCGGUAUUGUCCUUGAUGGCCCCAACGACAUCCUCCUCGAAAAAUCCCUCCAUUUUGCCUUCAAGACCUCCAACAAUCAAGCCAAAUAUGAAGCCAUCCUCGCCGGCUUAUCCCUCGCCCGCAAAUUCUGCGUCAAAACACUUACGUGCAAAACCGAUUCUAAACUCAUACAAACACUAUCCGCAUCAUCCACAACAAACACUUGCCUUCACCUAACCUGGAACCAAACUGACAAUUGGACAACUCCCUACAUCCAGUACCUCCAAACUGGUAACCCCCCAUCUGAUGCUAACAAGAGUUGGCUGGCUAAAGCCGUCAGGUACACAAUGAUAGGAGAUGACUUAUACAAGCGGACAGCCACUCCUCAAAUGUGUCACAACCGAACAAGCCAAUACAUAAUAAAAGAAUUGCACGAAGGCAUAUGCAGAUAUCACUCCGGCGCACGAACCAUGACCACCAGAACCCUCCACACCGACUACUUUUGGCCAACCAUGGAGGCAAACUACCACACCUUUGUCAAAAAGUGCAUACCUUGCCAGAAGCAUGGCAACCUCAUCCAUCAAAAGCAAGAACAACUCCACUCCAUACUUUCUCCAUGGCCCUUCGCAAAGUGGGGAAUGGACAUUCUCGGCCCCUUUUUCCCAGGAAAAGGCCAAGUGAAAUUCCUUAUAGUAGCCAUCGACCAUUUCACUAAAUGGAUAGAGGCCAAAACGUUAGCCACCAUCACAACUCAACAAGUCCAGCAGUUCAUUUGGAAAGAUAUCAUAUGUCGAUAUGGCGUCCCACAUACGAUCAUAACCGACAAUGGCCGACAGUUCAUAAACAAGGAACUCGCCAAGUUCUACACUAGCCUCAACAUCAAACAUGUAACCAGCUCUGUGGAACAUUUGCAGACUAAUGGGCAAGCCGAAGUAGCCAACAAAGUUAUACUAGUAGACCUACGCAAACGACUGGAUAACGCCAAGGGCCGAUGGCCAAAAGAAUUAAUAGAAGUGUUAUGGGCCUAUAGAUGUACCCCCUAA